Molecule: messenger RNA, 735 nt
Organism: Bufo bufo (common toad)
Lineage: Eukaryota; Metazoa; Chordata; Amphibia; Anura; Bufonidae
Gene: NKX2-6
Product: NK2 homeobox 6
Exons: 2
Coding region: 1-735 (244 amino acids)
Biological process (GO): regulation of transcription by RNA polymerase II; cell differentiation
Cellular component (GO): nucleus
Molecular function (GO): RNA polymerase II cis-regulatory region sequence-specific DNA binding; DNA-binding transcription factor activity, RNA polymerase II-specific
Source: RefSeq, a predicted model, not a curated record
AUGCUCCCCUGUCCUGCCACCUCCACUCCCUUCUCAGUCAAAGACAUCCUGAGGCUGGAUCCUUCUCAGAAUCCUGGAGGCCAAGUGGAGGCUCCUUCCCUGAAGACUGAACCACCAGCAGCACAGGACACAGGAGAGGGCUCUGAGGAACUGGGGCUCCCCUGUGACUCCCCAAUCAGAGAGGAUGAUGCUCAGGAGCAGAGUACCGGGAGUGUGGUCUCCAGGAAGGAAGACCACCCAGAGCGGCCCCGGCAGCUCCAGAGGAGGAAGCCCCGUGUCCUCUUCUCCCAGGUCCAGGUCUAUGAGUUGGAGAGGAGGUUCAAGCAGCAGAAAUAUCUGUCGGCCCCGGAGAGGGAGCAGCUGGCAUCAGUGCUGAAGCUCACCUCCACCCAGGUGAAGAUCUGGUUCCAGAACAGGAGAUACAAGUGCAAGAGGCAGAAACAGGACCGGUCCCUGGAGCUGGCAGGACACCCCCUUCCUCCACGAAGGGUGGCAGUGCCAGUUCUAGUCAGGGAUGGCAAGCCCUGCCUGGGAGGUGCCCAGACUCUCCCUUCCAGUUACAGUGCCAGCUCCUAUCCUUACCCAGUCUGCUUUGGUGGAUACACAGGGAGUCCCUAUUACUCAGGACCAGUGACAGGCAGCCCAGCAGUGCAGGUGGUCAACAUGAACAUCUCAGGAGCCCCUGCCCAGCAGGGAUAUCUACAGCCCACACUGCCUGGCAUCAGGGCCUGGUGA